Messenger RNA from Capsicum annuum, 1894 nucleotides. Its product is annotated as amino acid permease 6. Lineage: Eukaryota; Viridiplantae; Streptophyta; Magnoliopsida; Solanales; Solanaceae. The record is from RefSeq and is a predicted model, not a curated record. The transcript is spliced from 7 exons. Gene Ontology annotation, cellular component: plasma membrane. The coding region runs from base 331 to 1776 and encodes 481 amino acids.
AUGAACACAUCAUUUCUUGGGCUAAAAUCCAUACUAGUACACCCAAAUUUCCUGCUAUAGGGAGUAAUAUUUUAGGUAAAGAUUACCCAAAAUCUUUUUAGUAGGAUAGUUUUUCAAAUUCUCCCACUACUCUUGGCUCCCAAGACUUUUGGCCCCUUUGACUCUCAAUUUUUAACCAAAAAAGUCACUUAUUACCCUUUUUCUUGAUACUCAACUGUCCCUCUAUUUUCUCUUAUAUAAUCCAUCUUUCCUUAAACCAUUCCAACACUUUACUCCAAACGUCUCACAAGAACACACAGACACACACACUUUACAAGGCAUUGAGAGAUUAUGGCACCUGAAUUUCAGAAGAGCACCAUGUACGUCUCAAAUGAACUCGAAAAUGGAGACGUUCAAAAAAACUUCGAUGAUGAUGGACGUGAAAAAAGAACAGGAACGUUGUUGACUGCAAGUGCACAUAUUAUUACUGCUGUGAUUGGUUCAGGAGUGCUUUCUCUAGCAUGGGCAAUAGCUCAAUUAGGAUGGGUGGCUGGUCCUGCUGUUCUCUUUGCUUUUUCUUUCAUUACAUAUUUCACUUCUACAUUUCUUGCUGACAGUUACCGUUCUCCGGGCCCAAUCUCCGGCAAGAGAAACUAUACUUACAUGGACGUUGUUCGUUCUCACUUAGGAGGUGUGAAGGUGACACUCUGUGGAGUUGCACAAUAUGCCAAUCUAGUAGGAGUUACCAUUGGAUAUACUAUUACAGCAUCAAUUAGUAUGGUGGCAGUAAGGAGGUCAAAUUGCUUUCACAAAAAUGGCCACCAAGCAAGCUGCUCAAUUGAGAGCUACCCAUAUAUGAUUAUAUUUGCAGUAAUUCAAAUAAUUCUUAGCCAAAUACCAAACUUCCACAAGCUCUCAUGGUUAUCAAUUCUUGCUGCUGUUAUGUCUUUUGCUUAUGCUUCUAUUGGUCUUGGACUCUCCAUAGCCAAAGCUGCAGGUGUGGGGCACCAUGUGAAGACAACCCUAACAGGGGUGGUAGUAGGGGUGGAUGUGUCUGGAACAGAGAAAGUAUGGAGAAGUUUCCAAGCCAUUGGAGAUAUUGCAUUUGCUUAUGCUUAUUCCACCGUUCUCAUUGAAAUACAGGACACACUGAGAUCAUCACCUCCAGAAAGCAAGGUAAUGAAGAGAGCAUCACUAGCUGGAGUGUCCACCACAACCUUAUUCUAUGUACUAUGUGGUACCAUUGGCUAUGCAGCCUUUGGAAACAAUGCUCCAGGGAACUUCCUCACUGGUUUUGGUUUCUACGAACCUUUUUGGCUAAUCGACUUCGCCAACGUCUGCAUCGCCAUCCACCUUAUCGGAGCUUACCAGGUCUUCUGCCAACCUUUAUACGGAUUCGUGGAAGCUCGUUGCAAUCAGAGAUGGCCAGACAGCAAAUUCAUCACCUCUGAAUACGCUGUACAAGUUCCCUGCUAUGGCGCUUACAACGUCAACAUGUUCAGGUUGGUGUGGAGAACAGCAUAUGUUGUAGUAACAGCGGUGAUAGCAAUGAUAUUCCCUUUCUUCAAUGACUUCUUGGGUCUGAUCGGGGCAGCAUCGUUCUAUCCAUUAACCGUUUACUUCCCAAUAGAGAUGCACAUUGCCCAGAGAAAGAUACCAAAGUAUUCUUUCACAUGGGUAUGGCUGAAAAUAUUGAGCUGGACUUGCCUGAUCGUAUCACUCGUUGCAGCUGCUGGAUCGAUUCAGGGUCUUGCAGCUGAUGUCAAGCAUUACAAGCCUUUCUCAACUCAACAAUAAGUGUUCAGAUCAAUUGUUCAAAUUAAAUAUGUAAUGUUUUCAAUAAGAAGUGUAAUCCAAGCUGAAUGGUUGUAUGUUAUUCUUAUAAAUUUUAUACAGUAUGCUUCUUUUACAACUA